Molecule: messenger RNA, 1638 nt
Organism: Chaetomium globosum CBS 148.51
Lineage: Eukaryota; Fungi; Ascomycota; Sordariomycetes; Sordariales; Chaetomiaceae
Exons: 5
Coding region: 1-1638 (545 amino acids)
Biological process (GO): amino acid transmembrane transport
Cellular component (GO): membrane
Molecular function (GO): amino acid transmembrane transporter activity
Source: RefSeq, a predicted model, not a curated record
AUGGCCUCGACAGCCCUUGAUAUGGAGACAGGCGCCCGCCGGUCGGCCUCCGUCAAGGAGACCAAGGAGAUCGCCCCUGGGACUGGCUCCCCCGAGGAUGUCUCGAUCCGCAGCAUUCCCGGCAGCGACAACACCCACCGGACCCUCAAGUCGCGCCAUAUCCAGCUGAUCGGCAUCGGUGGUACCAUUGGUACUGCCCUGUACGUCCAGAUCGGCCGCGGCUUGAUGAACGGCGGUCCCGGCAGCCUCUUCAUCGCCUUCACCUUAUGGUGCACCUUCAUCCUCGCCGUGACCCUAUGCAUGGCCGAGAUGGUGACUUACCUCCCCAUCUCGUCUCCCUUCAUCCGUUUCGCCGGCCGUUACGUCGACGAGGCCUUCGGUUUCGCCGCCGGAUGGAACUUCUUCGUUUUCGAGGCCGCGAUGGUGCCCUUCGAGAUCACCGCUUGCAACGUCAUCAUCCAUUACUGGAGUGACGCCGUGCCCGCAGGCGGCAUCAUCGCCAUCAUCAUCGUCCUCUAUGGCAUCAUCAACGUCCUAGCCGUCAAAUGGUACGGCGAAGUCGAAUUCUGGGCCGCCCUCGGCAAGAUGCUGCUGAUCGUCGCCCUGAUCAUCUUCACCUUCGUCGUCAUGCUCGGCGGCAACCCGCUCGGCGACCGCUUCGGCUUCCGGUACUGGUACGAGCCCGGUGCCUUCGCCGAACUGUACCACACUGGCAGCCUCGGCCGCUUCAUGGGCUUCCUGCAGUGCCUCAUCCUCGCCUCCUUCACCAUCGCGGGGCCCGACUACGUCUCCAUGGCCGCCGGCGAGUGCGAGAACCCGCGCCAAGUCAUGCCGCGCGCCUUCAACGCCGUCUUUUACCGGCUGACGGCCUUUUUUGUGUUGGGGUCGUUGGCCGUGGGGAUCCUCGUGCCGCAUAACGAUGAGGAGAUGAAGGCGGCUUUUGAGGGGGGUGCACCCGGCGCGGCGGCCUCGCCGUAUGUCGUGGCCAUGAACCGGCUGCGGAUCCGCAUCCUGCCGGACAUUGUCAACGCCAUGGUGUUGACGGCGGCGUUUUCCGCGGGCAACAGCUACGUCUACUGCGCGUCGCGCUCGCUGUACGGCAUGGCACUGGAGGGCAAGGCGCCGCGGGUUUUCCUCAAGUGCACGCGCAACGGCGUGCCCAUUUACUGCGUCGGGCUGGUGCUGGCGAUCGCUUUCCUCGCCUUUUUGCAGGUCUCGAAUGACGCCGCCAUCGUGCUGCAGUGGUUCGUCAAUCUGGUCACGGCCAGCCAGCUGAUCAACUUCAGCGCCAUGUGCGUCACCUACCUGCGCUUCCACGCCGCCCUGAAGGCCCAGGGCAUAGACCGGAGAUCGCUGCCGUACCGUGCUUGGUUCCAGCCCUUCGCGGCCUGGUACGCCCUGGUCGGCACCUUCGUCAUGACCUUCAUGGGCGGCUACAUGGUGUUUUUGCCGGGGAACUGGAACAUCCCGACCUUUUUGUUCUCAUACACCAUGAUUGCUAUCUGCCCGCUGUUGUUUCUCACUUGGAAGCUGGUGCACAAGACCAAAAUCCACAACGCCCACGAGAUCGAUUUGCAGAAGAAUAUGGACGAGAUCGCAGCCUACGAGCGCAGUUAUGUGCCAAGCAAACCAGCGUAA